This is a messenger RNA of Coffea arabica (coffee), 1077 nucleotides long. RefSeq lists its product as uncharacterized. Gene Ontology annotation, cellular component: mediator complex. NCBI's taxonomy places the organism in Eukaryota, Viridiplantae, Streptophyta, Magnoliopsida, Gentianales, Rubiaceae. The record is from RefSeq and is a predicted model, not a curated record. Gene Ontology annotation, molecular function: transcription coregulator activity. Gene Ontology annotation, biological process: positive regulation of transcription by RNA polymerase II.
UUCAGCCAGCCAAACUCACAAGUAGAACCUUUUUUUUUUUUUUUAAAAAAAAAGAGUAGAAUUAUGGGAGUUGAACUUUUUCAUUCAUAUAAAACAAAAAAAAAACACUUUUCAAAAUCUUAAAUAUGCUAUAGUUCAAGGCGCGCAUAAAUUUCUCAGUCAUCGGAUAGUUUCGGACAGAGCUGCCUCCAUUCGCCGCCACCGGCCCACCAUCACCACCACAGUCCACAGGUCUGAAAUGGAUAGGGUUCGGCAAGAAAAGAUACAGAGAUUCGAAGAGUUUGUUGAUCGCCGCUUGAAGCCGGAUCUUGUUCACGCUAUUGCUGAAAGGCAUUUGGACAAGGUCUUUGAACAACAAAAAGUUUUCUCUGAUCUGAAAAGAAACAUAGAGACGUUGGAGAAUAAUAGUGUAACCAGUCUGAGGACAUUGGUCAAUCUUGGUUCUGAAGUGUAUAUGCAAGCUGAUGUGCCAGACACAAGUCGUAUAUUUGUCGAUGUAGGACUUGGAUUUCAUGUUGAGUUCACUUGGUCUGAAGCUUUACAAUAUAUUGCUGCAAGGGAGGAAAAGUUGGACAGGCAAAUAGAGGAUUAUACCCGCCUAAUUGCAUCAAUCAAGUCGCAGAUCAAGAUGGUUUGUGAAGGGAUUAGAGAAUUACUCCAACUUACUGAGGUUUCUUAAUGAAAUGAGUAUCAUGGAUUGCUUCUAGCAAGAAAAAGCCAAAGAAAGUUUGCAGCCAAAGAGUUUGCUUAAUAGGGUACAAUGAGGGAUAGGAGCUGCACAUAUUCAUGUACAUCCAACCACUAUUUCGUAGUGGAAAUCAACUACAAUGCCCUUACUGGCUUCUGCUUUGUGACAUUAUGUGAAGCAAUUUGCUUGCUUAAAACCUGUAGGAAUCUUUAAUAGAGGUACCUCCAUGGAUGCUGUCACAUGAAACGCUGAUUGCCUUACUUCCUCUGUGGAAGUCGAACAUCAUGUGGGAAACGAGCGGGUAGACAGAGUAGAACAGAGGAGGCAGCCAGAUAGGAGUACAAUAAUCCAGGAACAAGAAAUAAAGAGGAAGAAUUCAAUUUCUGCUU